Messenger RNA from Aphanomyces invadans, 1227 nucleotides. RefSeq lists its product as hypothetical. Bases 18 to 1157 code for a protein of 379 amino acids. The transcript has a single exon. Lineage: Eukaryota; Oomycota; Saprolegniomycetes; Saprolegniales; Verrucalvaceae. The record is from RefSeq and is a predicted model, not a curated record. Gene Ontology annotation, biological process: protein phosphorylation; regulation of glucose metabolic process. Gene Ontology annotation, molecular function: pyruvate dehydrogenase (acetyl-transferring) kinase activity. Gene Ontology annotation, cellular component: mitochondrion.
CUUUUACCCCGUGCGCGAUGUCAGUGUUGCGCGCCAAGGCGUCGCCGUCGCCAACGAUGCUGCCGCGUAUCAUGGAAUACGCUUCAAGACCACAGACGGGAGUCACGCUGCAGCAAUUUCUCGAGUUUGGUAGCGACAUCACUCCAUCCAAGUUGAUCCACAGCGCCAAGUUUCUCCAUCGUGAACUGCCCAUUCGGUUCUCGCACCGCGUCAAGGAUCUUGACACCUUGCCGUACGGACUGUGUCAAAUGCCGUCCGUGCAACUUGUGAAAAAAUGGUAUGUCAAGUCGUUCGAGGAACUCGUCGCGUUCCCGCGUGUCAGGACAAGCGAAGACGAACGCGCGUUUGCUGCGCUCGUCGAGUCGGUUUGGGAGCGGCACAAUGGCACGUUGUACACGAUGGCACGUGGCGUGCACGAACUCAAGACACACAUGGCCGCAUCUCGUUCGGCGGGGAAGCCGUCGCUUUCACUGUCGGACAUGCACGACUUGCAUUCGUUUCUCGACGGGUUCUACCUCAGUCGCAUUGGCAUUCGAAUGCUGAUGAGCCAACACAUUGCCCUCCACGAACAAGAGCAUGGAUGGGUGGGGUGCAUUUGCGAGUCGACAUCCCCGGCAGAAGUCGCACUUGCCGCCGUGCACACAGCACGGCACAUGUGUAUCCGCCACUAUGGCGACGCGCCUGAGGUUGAACUCCACGGCCACACGGACUUUGUCAUGCCGUUCGUGCCGAGCCAUCUACAUCACAUGCUCUUCGAAGUGCUCAAGAACUCGAUGCGUGCAGUGGUCGAAUUCCACGGGGUGGACAACCCACUGCCGCCCAUCAAACUUGUCGUAGCGGACGGCGAUGACAACGAAGACGUCAGCAUCAAGAUCUCAGACGAAGGCGGUGGCAUUCCCCGGAGCGCAUUGCCUCGCAUUUGGAGCUACAUGUACACAACAGCAAACGAAGGAGCGUUCGUGGCCCUCGAAGGCGACACCCCGAUGGACUUUGGGGGCGAGUCACCGCUCGCUGGUCUCGGCUACGGCCUGCCUAUCUCAAGGCUGUUUGCGCGGUAUUUCGGAGGCGACCUCCAAAUUAUCUCAAUGGAGGGAUAUGGCACGGAUGCAUAUUUGCAUCUCAAACGCGUCGGGGAUGCGUCGGAGCCCCUGCCAUGAGAGCAAUCCGUUGCUUCUUCCGCAUUUGCUUCAAUACAACAAUAUAUGUGCCUUGCCAUAGAAUCUCAAC